This is a messenger RNA of Aspergillus chevalieri, 2031 nucleotides long. RefSeq names its product putative C6 transcription factor. Gene Ontology annotation, molecular function: DNA binding; zinc ion binding; DNA-binding transcription factor activity, RNA polymerase II-specific. Gene Ontology annotation, cellular component: nucleus. The record is from RefSeq and is a predicted model, not a curated record. The transcript has 5 exons. Gene Ontology annotation, biological process: DNA-templated transcription; regulation of DNA-templated transcription. NCBI's taxonomy places the organism in Eukaryota, Fungi, Ascomycota, Eurotiomycetes, Eurotiales, Aspergillaceae. Bases 1 to 2031 code for a protein of 676 amino acids.
AUGCCGCGAGACGGCUCGCGUGGGCGAUUGCGAUCGUAUGAAGCUUGUCUUAAUUGUCGGAGAAAGAAAACCAGGUGUCCAGCAGAACGACCAGUCUGUUCGAGUUGUGCUCGUCUCAAUCAGACAUGUCUCUAUACAUCUGCUCGGAGAGCAUCGCACCAAUCGGAGGACCGACUGGCGUCGCUGGAAGAAAAGGUUGAUUUUAUCAUGAAAGGGUCUAAACCGUGCGAUGAAGACCCAUCUCCCGCAAAGUCGUCAUCAAACUCACUUCCCAGCGAGUCGAACUAUGUCCUCAAUAGUCUGCUUACUCCGGAGCUUGGGUUCGAAGGUCCCGAAGACUCAAGUCUGCAUAUCUCAUCUCCCACCGUCGCCAAAACAGUAGACCUUUACUUUCAGUACUGUCAUCGACAGCCUAUCUGGUGUUUCAACUACGAAGACCUUGAGGAAAUGGGUUUUCUGCCAAAAGAGCUUGUCUAUAGUAUCCUGACGCUGACGUCUCGUUUCUACGCCCACGACCACAACCAGGCUCAGUUUUACAGCAACACGGCAAGGACAUUGAUUAUGCUCCGUGUCGCAAGUGGUACCGUGGACCUGGAGACCAUAGAAAGUCUGUGUCUGCUCACAUAUUCGCUCUUCAUGGAUGGAAACGUGUCUCUCGGCCAGUUUCACCUGGGGUUUGCGUUCCAGCUAUGUCUUACCGCUAUGAUUGAUGUCGAAGCCGCUGCCCCAACUAAGAGUCCUCUAACUCAACGAAAGAAAAGAGUCUUCUGGAGUCUUCUAUCGCUAGAAAGAUCAUAUGGCCACCAAAAUCGGCUCUUAAGACUCUCCGCCGAGCCAUUGUGCCCCUGCUGUGUCCCAGACAAGACAGAAGGCGACGAGACCAUGAGUUGCUCCGACCCCGAAAUCGACAUAUGGAGUCUAUCCUCUCACUUCGGCUGGGUCUGGAGCAGAGUGCGAACAUACGUCUCCGACUGCGCCCAGAACAACCUCAAAGAGCCCUGGCGCCACGACUCAAUGUACACAAUGAUCCUCUCCGAUCUAACCUCCGCUGAGAACAAGCUUUCUCAGAACCAUCGCUACGACUCUGUCAAAUUCUACGAGCGCACAGCAUCCGAAGUCCGUCUCAAUAAAAGCUACUGGGGUCCCUGGCUGAAACUACAAUUCACGUACCAUUGCAUCCUUACCAUGCUCAACCACCCGUUUCUCUACAUCGUUGCGUCACAGCAUAAUCCCAACCUGGCGAUUCCAAACGCCUUUUGGAGAAGGUCGAGUGAGUUGGCGCUGCUGCACGCUACUUGGAUUGUGAGGAUCAUUGAUAUGGUGACGGAGAAGGAGAUGAGACUUACGGAGGCUUUUUUUGGACAUGCAGCAGCUGUUGCUGCUACGGUGCAUCUCUAUUAUUGUCGGGCUGCGGAUCCGAGAUUGAAGUUUAAGUCGAAGACAGAUCUAGCUAAGUGUCGGAGGUUUCUGGAAGGGUUUGUGGAGUUUUCGCCUGCUUGUCGGGCAUUAGACCAAACGUUGGAAAAAAUAAUACAUAUGGCAUUUGGAUCCGAGAACGUCGACUAUGACUGGACACCUUCCCGGAUUUAUCUCAGCGUUAGUCUAAUGUGGGAUAUCCUACGAGCGAACUGCAUGCCCGAGUCGCAAGAGCCAUCUACAACCGGCCUUCUCCAUCCAUCCCUCGCACCUACAAUUACACGCGAAAGCUCCGCACAAAGCUCAUCAACACUAGAAAUCAUCGUUGCCAUGUCUCCAGAAGUCACCGUAAAUACCGCAGAUGGGGGACAAGCGGCACAUAUGCCACCAAGGGUGCGAAGCAUGACAGCAACAAUAACGACUCCGGCACCAUCCUCUCCAGACAUUGACCUCGGGGGAGAGAGAUUGGUCGUGCCGAAUGAUAAUCUUAUGCUGAAUACGCCGUGGUUGUGGACUGAUCCGAGUCAGUUUGGGGAUGUGGAUGGGUUGAAUCGACAGGAGCUGGAGAAUAGUAUGGACGGGUUGUUUACGUGGUGGGAUUUGGGGAAUCUAUAG